Molecule: messenger RNA, 5035 nt
Organism: Conger conger (European conger)
Lineage: Eukaryota; Metazoa; Chordata; Actinopteri; Anguilliformes; Congridae
Gene: cdca4
Product: cell division cycle associated 4
Exons: 3
Coding region: 2867-3727 (286 amino acids)
Cellular component (GO): nucleus
Molecular function (GO): transcription regulator activity
Source: RefSeq, a predicted model, not a curated record
GAAGAAAAGUAGAUUUUUUUUUGUUUUCACUUAUUUUAAUGAGUGAAAGGGAUUUAGCUCCACAUAUUAAAGAAACUUGGGGAUGAGUCAGAGGGCGCUAUGCUAAGCAAGCUAGCGCACACGAAUUUUAUGCGGAAGUGAACAGCGGUUUCUGUACCAUUGAUAAAUUGUGAUCAAUGGGAAUUGGUAUAUGGUCUGAAAUACAUGUAUAGAUAUGCUGUAUCUGGCUGAAAGCAAUGGGUUCACUCAACUUCCUGUCGGUGGCGUUAUAUUAAAGGUUUAGAGCUAACUGGGCGAGAAGGAGUUAGCAAAUUCAAAAUGGCUUCCCUCCUUCUUGUCGCCUCCGCUCACCAGCUCAUUUUGUGUGCCUUUGGCGUAGAAGACAAAGCAUGCGCUGGUGGCAAAAGGUUGGAGAUGUACAACUCGGUUCAAUUGCAAGUGAUGUCCUAUGGCGUUCUUGGUCCUCUUUGCAUCGUUUGAUUAGAAGUUUAGGCUAUCGUUUGUAUAUUGAUGGUAUUUUGAUCAGUCGAAAACUAAACCGGUAGGGGAAUACCAACAACGUCAAUAUGGUGGGGGAGGGGAAGUGGGUAGUCACUUGGGUGGAGCUACAUUUAAUUUGAGAUGGAGGCGGAUCAAUUAGAUUUUUACAUGUGGCAUAUUUCAUGUGCCACCUUAACUGGCUUGGGGGGUUAUAUUGGGUGGGAUUUUCGAAAUGUCCGAAUGAGCGACUUGGGAACCAUUUCUUCACCUGUAUUUGAGUGACAUGAUAUAGUUAAUGGGUAACGUUUCUUCUGGCCUGUAGAGGGCGAAAGGAGCACAGUACGGAGUUGUUGCCAGGGCUGACGAAUCUCCCAGCAGGAAAUAUUAUGGAUUUUUGCCACGGGUACAGAUCCUCAGCUGAUCUAGGCCGCCAACAGUGAAAAUUCACGACCUAUCCGAAACCAAGUUCUUAUGUAAAUUAUUGCAAAAUCCGUUACGCAUUCUGGGAUAUCGGUAUAUUUGCUGGCUAGCAGCUGUUAGAAGCCCAGCCAAUUUGGACAGAGUAGUACCAACCGUUUACUUAAUUGUUAGAAUGAAGUUUGUUAUAUAACCGCCACAUGCAGUAACUGUACACUUUGAAUUUUACUGUAGUCCAUUUAUGUGACGUUUAUUCCAAAAUGCUUACUUUUGAAUGCCCUUUACACACUUCCCCAAUGUAACUGCAAUCUCAUCAAUAUCAUGUUGAACAUGAGCAAUUGUUUGUCAAUUAAAUUUGCAUGCAAUUCUCCUUUUGCUGCCAGGUUGUUACUUGUGUCCAUUUAGCAGUGAUAUAAUUUUUUUUUCUUUUCUUUUUCUUUUUCUUCUUUUUUUUGCUGUGAAUGUGGUCCUUUUCCAGGUUUGCAGUGGCUGUUCCAUAGUUCGGAGAUUAACUAAGUCUGUCCAUGUAAUUUUCUCCUUACUUCAUAAUAAAUUCCUAUUUUUCAUUUUGUUCUCAAUUUCAGUGGUGUGCCACUUUGGCUGCUUAAAUUUUAGAGGCACAAAUUAUUAAACAAUUGAUUAUUCCUUCAUAUUCUCACAAUUCUUUAUAUAUCCCUAGAUACGUACUCCCCAUGUACACUUUUUUGACAGUCAACUGCACAAACUCAAUACUUGAGAAGAAAGGACGGUGUGAAUAUUGAGCAGUUGAAUGAAUUUUACCGAAUUUUACACCCCCCCCCUAAUAGUUGUUAAUCUAUUGGGACUUUGCAGGUGUUGUAUUGAUCAACAUUUGUAGUGACGGCCUCCAGAAAAUCUGUUUGCGACUGAGAUGUUUGUGCACCAUUUGGCACAGGAAUGGAUUCAUACUUGCUAAAUUUUACUGUUUUCUUCCAUUUCAGAAAAAUGGCAGAAGUGAGUGCCUCUGUGUUUUGUAUGUAGGUGCAGGGUUGUCUUGGCAGAUAUAGGAGAGAAAUGCUUACCGACUCAGAUCUUUUAAUGUUUUGUUGUUGCAUCUAACUUGCUUUUGAUUUCAGUUAAAAGCCCUACAUGUGUUUUUUAAAACAUUGCAGUACAUUUUGUCUUUGCAAAUUUCUGCAGGCAGGGUAAGAUACGGAGUGCACACUGUUGCACACACCCAAUGCAUUCAAUCUUAAUGGCGGUUGUAGCUUUUAGUCCAGUUCUUGUAUUGUGAUGUCACUUCAGUGCUGGGAUGUCGGACUUGUCAGGUAGGACAAAUUCCCAUGCCUUCACUGAGACCUAUCUGCCCUGCUCUGUUGCAUCCAGUGUACACAUAGAUGUGGGGAUGUACUUUAGGCCUCUUAUAUGACCAGGGCGUUAAGAAAAGUAGAUUUCCACCCAUCAAUCCCUAUCUUUGCUUGCCUGCAAUUAAUGAAUUCAAAACAAAAUGGAAGAAUACUGAUUUUUGUCAAGGCAAGAAAUCCAGUAGCUUUUUGCAUUCAGAUUGUUUUUUUUUUUUUUGUUUUUUUUUAGUUUCCCCAUAUCUACCUUCCCCUUUGAAAUUCCUUCCAUUCCCCUAGUGACUUUUACACGUGGGUGAGUAGUAAUGGCUAAGAAAACACACAUGCCCUUGCGUCAUUUUCACGGACACAGAGUAACACUGGAUGUAAUAUUCACUGACGUGCUGGUUACUGUCAUGUGUUCUCUCUGCUUUAGCUGCAUGUUUGUUACUUUUAGGCUCCAGCAGCCCUGGUUGGCUGGCCCCGUGACUGGAGGCAAGUGUCCAACACUCGUUUCAAUUCUAGAUGAACCUUACUUCUGACUGGCCUAAAAUGUGCAGAAAGAGUGCAGAACAAAAGCUGUUUGUCGCUAGUACAAAGGUACUGAAGCGCUGCGCUCUGGAGGAAGCUGCUAUGUUAAAUCCUGUGCCUCUCAACAGGAAAGAACAAACAUGUUUCCAAAGGGCACGAAACGCAAAUUUUCCGACGCCAGCGACGAACCGUCUGACGAGCACCCGGCGAGUGUCAAGAUGGCGUCGUCCUACAACCUGCAGCGGCAGUCCCUGCUGGACAUGUCCCUGAUCAAGCUGCAGCUGUGCCACAUGCUGGUGGAGCCCAACCUCUGCCGCUCCGUGCUCAUCGCCAACACCGUCCGGCAGAUCCAGGAGGAGAUGACGCAGGACGGCAGCUGGCAGAUCAUGACCGAGGCCCUCAACGCCGCCCAGAGCCCGGCUGACCGCCUGGUGGCCACCGAGAUCCUGUGCCGGCCGUCGGUACGGGACCAGGACGAGGAGCCAAAACCCUUCUCGGUCAUCGGUUACGAGGCGUGCCACUCGGAAGAGGUGGUGGUGGACGACACCCUGUGUUCGGUCUCCCCCGAGACGCCUUCCACGUACAUGCCCGGCAGCUUAGGCAUCGGUCCCUGCUGGGAGGAAGAGGACCUGAAGGAGACCAGCGAGGAGGAUGAGGACGACGACGACGACGACGAGGACUGCGGUCUGAGGUCGGGAGACGAUGAAGAGCGGUUGGAAGAGGACUCCAAGACCACAGAGCAGGUCUUUGGCACAUUUGAGAUCAAGAAUCCUGUGCCCAGUCCAGACCCUGCUCUGGAGGAGCUGUUCUCGGAUGUUGACGCCUCUUAUUAUGACUUGGACACUAUGCUGACGGGUAUGCAGAGCACGCCCAAAAUGGGACCGUACGACCUUCUGGAAAGUCUGUCCUCACACGGGCCAUCGUCCAUCAGCUCCAACUCCAGCUGUCGGCCCGACCUUAAUGAACUGGACCACAUCAUGGAGAUCAUUGUGGGCUCGUAAACAGGACCUUCACAUAGACUAUAAAGAUGUGUCCACAUGUAUCUCUGUGUGUGUAUACACUCACUUACAUGGAAGGCGUGUUAAAUCAAGAACCCUCUCUUAACAAAGUUCGAUAUUUGUGCAGUGGGUUGAGAUUCAACGGGCUGGCCAUUAUAAUGUCAUUUACAUACUUUCUGUAUGUUUCCUUUUUGUAUGUGCGCUUUUUUAAAAACUAUUGGUUAUAUGUUUUUUUAAUUUAUUGUCACAUUUACUUUGGAAUGUCAUUACACUACACAAAUCAUGAACAGAACACGUCAUAUACCAGAACUUCUAAAGCAACACAUAUUUUCCUAAAAAAAAAGAAAGAAAAAAGAUUAAAAUAUAUAUACAUGUAUAUAUAAAUAUAUAUUUUUACAACACAUCUUGGGAACUGUUACAGUACUUUGAAAAGAAAUCUUGCUUCAUUUGAUUGUCAACAAACAAGAGUUUAAGAAAAAAAGACUGUUCCAUUGUGUGCAGAUCCUGCCAGUGUCUUAAGGUUUGGUGUCAGGUAUGAACGGAAAAGGGGUUAAAGUAUUUGGAUUUGCAAAGCAAAUGGUGAAAGGCACCUUAUUCUGUCAGUGCUUUGGUAAUAUUCACAACCUUUUCUCUCAAGCGGGACACCCAAGAGUCAAACAGAAACAUCUGAAUUAGGUUUGGUUAGCGCCUGCUUUGUUAUGCUUUAAGAAGCCAUAUGUUCUUAUAUUUGUAUUGUUACAAAUGAAGAAUUAUGGGUCUGACCCAGAUAAGUUAUUACCUUUUUUAUUUAUUUUAUUUUAUUUAUUGACUGGAAUUAAGUCAUAGUUUGGAGUUUUAUUCAACUCAAGGUAGAACCAGCUUUUCAGUUAAUUUAAGGUCUUUUCUAAUUAGACAUGUAUACCUAUCAUUCCUCAUCUAAGGGAUGUGUGGUCCUCCAUUUUCUAUGCAGUUAGUGUUACACAAUGUCUUAAACAGUAUUCAAGUAUAGAAAAAUCAAACGGUGGUUAAUAAUGUUUUUUAAUCAUUGACUUGUUUUUAAAAAUCUUAAGAGAUACUCCAAAUUGUCACUUAUUAUGGCUAAGAGAUUACUCAGGCAAACAUUUUUUUUUUGUUGUCAAAACAGCCAGUAUUAUCAAAGUCACAAUACCAUACUCUUGAUUGAUGUCAUUGCAGUGUAACCUGCAAGUCAAACCCAGAAUUAAAAUCUAGAACAUUGGCAUUUAAUACCUUAAUUGGAGUAGAUAUAUGCAUUUUAUAUACAUUGUAGCAUUUUGUAAAUAUUUUUUAAUAAAAGGUACAAAAUAUUAAAAA